UCUGUGUUGUUGACGACGGUGGCGGUGUUGUUGGCGCAACGAAAACUCGUAUUAGAUUGGCGGUGCUGUUCUAGUCGUUGUCGUUGUAGACCGGACUUCUCUCAAUUAUGUCACUACAUUCGCAUCCGCGGCUGCUUCGCUAAAAGAGAUCGGUGGGCAAUCAUCAUCAUCAUCACCACAGAAGAUCGAGACUUUCGCGGCUGCGGAUGAAAAAGAAAGGAGAUCGGUCCCCUCAGGUUGUUGACAGAAGUGCGAUAUUUCCCUCUUGGCCGCGAUUCUUCGGCUGUACCGUAUCUGUCUAUCCGUCUAUCUCUCUCUUUUCUCCCUUCUCCCUCUUGUAUUCUGUCUCCUUGCUCCCUCUCUCGCGCUCUUAUUCCGUCAUCGUUGUCACUUUUCGCCUCACUCGUCAAAAGCGCGUACUUUUCAGCGCGUUUAGCGUUUCGCUCGCCAGGUCGGAGAAAAAAAAUAGUGUUGUAGCUUGUAAAGAGAGAGAGAGACGUCGUAAAACACCUCGUUAAAUGUGCUCGUCCGUCAUCAGUCCUCUCUACGCUGUCUCCGCGAGUAUGAUUCGGCAGUGAUUGCACUCGUCUCUUGAUACGGCAAACUACGGUGAUCCGCGAUCAUCGGCUAUUCCCGAUAUACCUAAAUGUGUGCUUGCUACGCUUAAAAAGAAGCAGCGGUAUCAAUGUGUACGCGGCGCCACGCGCUUAUCGUAGCAGCAUCGUCGGGAAGGCAUUAACUGGGAGGGAGAGGACCCUUGAGGACGCGUUGAGACCGAAAAUUCGACAUGAUGAAGAGCAGUGCUCUGAUGAAGAAGGAGAGCAAGAUGCGCAUACGUGCUUUUCCGACUACUAUGGAUGAAAAGUAUGUAGAAAGCAUUUGGGCUUUGUUAAAAAGUGCUAUCCAAGAAAUACAGAAGAAAAAUAACUCUGGCCUCAGUUUUGAAGAACUUUACCGCAAUGCUUACACAAUGGUUCUUCACAAAUAUGGUGAGCGUUUGUAUACAGGAUUGAAAGAAGUUGUCACACAUCAUCUUGAAAACAAAGUGCGGGAAGAUGUUCUUCGAUCUCUACAUAAUAACUUCCUGCAAACUUUAAAUCUUGCCUGGAAUGAUCAUCAAACAUCAAUGGUGAUGAUUAGGGACAUAUUGAUGUAUAUGGACAGAGUGUAUGUUCAACAGAAUGAUGUAGACAAUGUGUAUAAUCUUGGAUUAAUUAUUUUUCGAGAUCAGGUCGUUAGAUAUGGAUGUGUCAGAGAUCAUUUACGUGAGACAUUAUUAGGUAUGGUUGCAAGGGAAAGAAGAGGAGAAGUUGUAGAUCGUAGCGCUAUAAAAAAUGCCUGCCAAAUGCUAAUGUUACUUGGAAUUAAUAGUCGUCAAGUUUAUGAAGAAGAUUUUGAAAGGCCUUUUUUACAGCAAAGUGCUGAGUUUUAUAGAAUGGAAUCUCAAAAAUUUUUGGCAGAAAACAGCGCCUCAGUAUACAUAAAAAAAGUUGAAGCUAGAAUUUGUGAAGAAUCUGAAAGAGCGAAACACUAUUUAGAUGAAUCCACCGAACCACGAAUAGUAGAAGUUGUAGAAGAAGAAUUAAUCAAAAUCCACAUGAAAACCAUUGUUGAGAUGGAAAACAGUGGUGUAGUACACAUGCUCAAAAAUCAGAAAACAGAAGAUCUUGGUUGUAUGUAUAAAUUAUUUUCAAGAGUGUCGGACGGAUUACGCACCGUAUGCGAUUGUGUAUCUCAAUUUCUUAGAGAGCAGGGUCGAGCUUUGGUGCAAGAAGAGCAUGAAUCAACCACAAACGCUGUUCUUUAUGUCCAAAACUUGUUAGAUUUAAAGGACCGUUUUGAUCAUUUUCUACAUUAUUCUUUCAAUAAUGAUAAAAAUUACAAACAAAUGAUAGCAUCGGACUUUGAAUACUUCCUUAAUUUAAAUCCUAAAAGUCCAGAAUAUCUCUCACUCUUUAUUGAUGACAAACUGAAAAAGGGUGUUAAAGGAAUGACGGAACAGGAGAUCGAAGGAAUUUUAGAUAAAACCAUGGUCUUAUUCCGUUUCUUACAAGAAAAAGAUGUAUUUGAACGGUACUAUAAACAACACUUAGCCAAGCGAUUAUUGUUGAAUAAGUCUGUUUCAGAUGAUAGUGAAAAAAAUAUGAUAUCCAAACUUAAGACUGAAUGCGGAUGUCAGUUUACAUCAAAGUUAGAAGGCAUGUUUAAAGAUAUAACAGUCAGUAACACAAUUAUGGAUGAAUUUAAGGAUCAUGUUCUUACAUCUGGUACCAAUCUGCAUGGUGUAGAUAUAAGUGUUCGGGUGCUCACAACUGGAUUUUGGCCGACGCAAUCGGCCACCCCAAAGUGCAGUAUGCCCACUGCACCGCGCGAUGCCUUCGAUGCCUUCCGGCGCUUUUAUCUGGCUAAACAUAGUGGUCGACAAUUGACAUUACAGCCUCAAUUAGGCUCCGCUGAUCUAAAUGCUAUAUUCCAUGGUCCACGAAGAGAAGAAAGUAGUUGUGGAGGCUUAGAUACUCCAUCAUCUUCGAGUUCUAUAGGGAAUGGUAGUAGUGCAAGUGGCAGCUUAGUAAGCCAGCGAAGCAGUGCAUGUAGUACACCACGAAAGCACAUAAUACAAGUUUCGACUUAUCAAAUGUGUGUGUUAAUGCUCUUUAAUAAAAGAGAAAGACUAACUUAUGAGGAAAUUCAAGGUGAAACCGAUAUUCCAGAGAGGGACUUGGUCAGAGCAUUACAAUCUCUCGCAAUGGGUAAAGCUUCACAAAGAAUUUUACUUAAACACCCUCGUACCAAGGAAAUUGAACCUUCACACUGUUUCUGCGUAAAUGAUAGUUUUACUAGCAAAUUACACAGAGUGAAGAUCCAGACUGUAGCAGCGAAAGGAGAAUCUGAACCUGAAAGAAGAGAAACGCGCAAUAAAGUUGACGAAGACCGAAAACAUGAAAUUGAAGCUGCCAUCGUGCGGAUUAUGAAAGCUCGAAAGCGUAUGCCUCAUAACAUACUUGUAACAGAAGUAACAGAGCAGUUAAGAGGUCGAUUUUUGCCUUCACCUGUAAUAAUUAAAAAACGAAUCGAAGGUUUAAUCGAACGAGAGUAUUUGGCUCGUACACCGGAAGAUCGAAAGGUGUAUACAUAUGUUGCUUAAUGCUGAAUUCAAUAUUGGAUGUGUACAAACAUGUAAGUAAUUUGUAAUAAUAUAUAUUCUCUCUUAUUGCAAAUUAAUGGUUCUUCAUAUUUUUUUUUCACCGAAUCGUGAUAUCAUUAUUACACUAUUGUCAUUUGUAGUGUCAUUAUUGUUAUGUCAUUAUCUUUAUGUUUUUAUUUUCAUUUUUUGUUUAUUGGAUUGUCAUAUCCAAGGGAUGUUUCAUCUAACAAGGAAACAAUAUUUCAAACAAGAACUUUAGAUUCUGAUAAUUGGGUUACUUUAAAACAGACUUUAUAUUCUAUACUAUUCUUUGCAGAAAUACUCAAUUGUAAAAUUAUUGAAAAUUAUAAAAUAUCGACGAUAUAUUACGAAUAUAAUAUAAUUUUUAUUUUAAUGAUAUAAUCAUUAUAUGUACAAUCAUUAUAUGUAUCUUCUUUAUUAUAUGUAAAAGAUCAAAUAAAGACAGAGACAAUGUAUUACAUGUUAUAGAGGGCUGAAAAAAUUAUAUAAGAUGUUUAUUUUAUUGAUAUUGUUUUAUAUACAGACAACAUUUUAAAAUGUCAUUUGGAAUUUAUUAAUUGCUUUUAUAUACAGUGUCUGUGUUACAAAUAAUUGGAUAUAAAAUAUCUUAUACUCUUGUUGCAAUGGAACAUCCCUAUAUUUGAGAUGAAUGGCAAGAUAUUUUUUUUAUAAUUGACUAGUUUGGUGGAAAAGGUCAAUGUGUAUAUCAAAAGAAUGAUACCUAGGUUUAAAUUAGGGAAGCGCAUUAAUUUUUUGUAAUAAUGGAUAUCAUAUAUAUCAGGUCUCUAUACUCUUCACACAUUUCAAUUAUGUGUGCGUUUGAUUGACUUACACUUGUAUUACAAUACAUGUGUUAUACAUAUGAGUAUUCAUUCUAAUAAAUGUGUAUUCUAAAUUAGAUAAACUUUAGUUAAACAACGUGCGUUUCUAAUAAUGCAAAAUAUAAUUAAGUUGAUAAAGAAUUUAAUGAUUUACAUUAAAAUAAUAUUGCAAUUAGGAAUUUUCUACACUUGUAAGACUGUGAUUGUCUACGAUAGCAUAAAUAUUAUUCAGAUAUAUCGUGAAUUUAGAAAGAAAAAAAAUAGUAUUUACAUAUAGUUUUAUUUACGUUGAUGUCUAUCAAUUAUAUAUGUAAAUAAGCGAUGUGUGAAUGUAUUACUAAAAAUAUACUUGUCUCUCAUUUUUUUCCAACA
This is a messenger RNA of Cataglyphis hispanica, 4359 nucleotides long. It is a transcript of the gene Cul3, whose product is annotated as cullin-3. Lineage: Eukaryota; Metazoa; Arthropoda; Insecta; Hymenoptera; Formicidae. Gene Ontology annotation, molecular function: ubiquitin protein ligase binding. Bases 788 to 3145 code for a protein of 785 amino acids. Gene Ontology annotation, biological process: ubiquitin-dependent protein catabolic process; protein ubiquitination. The transcript is spliced from 13 exons. Gene Ontology annotation, cellular component: Cul3-RING ubiquitin ligase complex. The record is from RefSeq and is a predicted model, not a curated record.